This is a messenger RNA of Chenopodium quinoa (quinoa), 687 nucleotides long. RefSeq lists its product as uncharacterized. The transcript has a single exon. The record is from RefSeq and is a predicted model, not a curated record. The coding region runs from base 1 to 687 and encodes 228 amino acids. NCBI's taxonomy places the organism in Eukaryota, Viridiplantae, Streptophyta, Magnoliopsida, Caryophyllales, Amaranthaceae.
AUGAACAACAAUGGUCUUACAGCCUUAGAUUUGGUUGAAAAUUCACCUAAAGACUUGAAAGGACUUGAGCUACUCAACUUCCUUCUACAAUCGAACGCUAUUCAACGAUCAACCAACACUCAUUUAUCUCUCUCAGCCUCGAUAACCCAACCACCAACAACACAUCCUAGGCAACCAAGGCCUAAAAAGUCCUGGAAAUUUUUUUUCACCUUCAAUAAUCAUAACCAGUUACAAGAUAUGAGAGGUGAAAUAUUUAUUACCGCGGCUAUAAUAGCCGCGAUAAAUGCAUUGCCUAUCAUCUACAUGAGGGUAAAUGGACCGGAUUUAACCGAUCAAUACGUGGUCAACUCGGCUUCAUUUGUACCAGCUGUAACAAUAAUGUUGCUAAUAGUAGCCGGUUUUCCCUUAAGCAAUAAGCUUUGUGCUUGGCUUGUGAUACAAUGUUUGUACACUGCAAUUGGAUUUUUGGGGUUGAAUUACCUUGGAGAGAUGAUCUCUAAUGAAAGUCGAUACUCAACUGUGAAUUUUGUAUUUAUUUUCGUGUCGAUUUGGUUCGGGUUGCUUAUGUUAGUAAGUGCACUAAAUGUCAUUCGUUUGAUCGUGUGGAUAGUGAAGAGCAUCAUUAUGUGUAUGAAGCGUAGAAGGUUGCGCCUUAGAAGAGAGAAAUCUAUGGCAAAUAAUGCUUAA